Triticum aestivum (bread wheat) is the source of this 983-nucleotide messenger RNA. RefSeq lists its product as uncharacterized. Gene Ontology annotation, molecular function: ubiquitin protein ligase activity. The transcript is spliced from 2 exons. Gene Ontology annotation, biological process: ubiquitin-dependent protein catabolic process. NCBI's taxonomy places the organism in Eukaryota, Viridiplantae, Streptophyta, Magnoliopsida, Poales, Poaceae. The record is from RefSeq and is a predicted model, not a curated record. Bases 213 to 983 code for a protein of 256 amino acids.
GAACAGCGCACCUCAAAAAAAAAAGAGAGAGAGAGAGGGAGAGAAGGGGAACAGCGGGGCGGCGGCGGCGGCGGCGGUGAGCUGCAGGCUGCGCGCGUGGUGGAGGAAGGGCAGCAAGCUAACGCGGUAGACGGCCGGCUGUCGGGAGCAGCAUCAUCGUCGGGCAAAGUCAGAUCUUGGGCAGUGCUCGCUCGGCGUUCUAAAGAUUGAACAUGCCUUCGCCGCUGAGGAACAUGCCGGCGGUGGCCGCGGCGGCGACGGAGUGCCGGCUCAGCGGAGUAGGGGGUGCCAAGGAAGACCUCAUCCCCAGCAAAGAUCACAAGUGCUUCGUGCGCCUGCACGGCGACCUGAUCCUGAGCUACCGGAUGCGCGCGGUGGGAGGGUCCAAGUGGCCCACGCUCCUGCACGAGGAUGCCCCAAAGAAAUUCGACAAACUCUUCGAGCUCAUCAAUCCCGACGCCUUCUUCCAGAGCUACCUGGGCUGCCGCGACGCCAUCCACGAGAUUCUCGCGAAGACGCCGCUCGUCGGAGAGUUCGACCUCGCCCCCGACAACUGGGAUGACUUCCUGCCCCAUGAUCUGGCCACACUCACCGUGGGCGCGGCUCGGCGCGACGCGUAUGAACAUGGGGGCGUCGCCCAUCGCUACAACGUCGAAAUGGGUCUCACUGUCCGGGUGAAGAUCUUCUACAGCGAGCCCAAGGCGCUGCUCCUCGCGUGCAACCAGCGUGCCGCGCUGACACAGUGCCUGUUCGCGGCGACGCCGACCGAUUGCUGUGUGUGCAUGGAGGAUUUCGUGGCGCCGAGAGACAGCGACACCACCGUGAGGCUGCCGUGCUCCCACGCCUUCCACCGCGCCUGCAUUUUGCCGUGGUUUUACAAGGCUUCAACGUGCCCAAAGUGUCGCCAUAGCUUGGCCAAGUACCUUGAUGCCGCCACCGACACACCAAUGGGGAACUUUCCCGGCCUCCCCAAACCUUCCUGA